Molecule: messenger RNA, 5636 nt
Organism: Lolium perenne
Lineage: Eukaryota; Viridiplantae; Streptophyta; Magnoliopsida; Poales; Poaceae
Product: mediator of RNA polymerase II transcription subunit 14
Biological process (GO): regulation of transcription by RNA polymerase II
Cellular component (GO): mediator complex; core mediator complex
Molecular function (GO): transcription coregulator activity
Source: RefSeq, a predicted model, not a curated record
GCACGCUCUGUUCUGGCCCGACCCAGCGCAGAAGCGAAAAAAGCUUCGAUCCCACCCCGCGCGGGCUGCCGCCGCCGCCGAUUCGUCGCCGGCGGUAUCGUCCGCCUACCUCAACCGAAGCCCCCCGCCCCCCUCCUCCAGGCCGCUACACAACGACGCUCCUGAUCUCCUCCCGAAACCGUAGUCGCGGGAGCUGAAGCUGAGGCGGAAACCCUAGCCGCGGCGAUGGCGGGGGAGCUGGGGCAGCAGACGGUGGAGCUGGGCUCCGUGGUUCGGCGGGCGGCGGAGGAGUCGUACCUGGCGUUGCGGGAGCUAGUGGAGAAGUCGCAGGCGGAGUCCGAGGGGAAGGGCGCCUAUGGCGGUGGGCGGCAGCGGUCCGACUCUGAGAAGAAGAUCGACCUCCUCAAAUUCAUCGCCCGCACCCGCCAGCGCAUGCUCCGCCUCCAUGUCCUCGCCAAGUGGUGCCAGCAGGUUCCUUUGGUUCAGUACUGUCAGCAACUUGGAUCGACUCUUUCCAGCCAUGAAACAUGCUUCACCCAAACAGCUGACUCACUGUUCUUUAUGCAUGAGGGGUUACAACAAGCACGAGCUCCUACAUUUGAUGUUCCUUCUGCUUUAGAGAUUAUGCUUACAGGCAAUUAUCAGAGGUUGCCAAGAUGUAUAGAAGACAUAGGGAGACAGAAUAAACUGUCCCCAGCUGAAGAAAAACAUGCUUUGCAGAAGUUGGACACCAGUGUGCGCUACAAACUACUUGUGACUCCAAGACCCAAAGAAGUAUCUAAGGUUUCAGUAACAGAUGGAAUAGCUGUUUUUCAUAUUGAUGGAGAAUUUAAAGUUCUUCUUACAUUAGGUUACCGUGGUAACCUAGAUUUAUGGAGGAUAUUGCACAUGGAGUUGCUUGUUGGUGAGAAAAGCGGCCCUAUUAAGCUGGAAGAAAGAAAGAGAUUUACUCUUGGUGAUGAUAUAGAAAGAAGAAUGGCUGUUUCGGAGAAUCCCUUCUCUGUGCUGUAUGCUAUACUUCAUGAGUUCAGCAUUCAACUUGCUAUGAUUACUGUUAUUAGGCAGGCUUGCCUUCUUCGUCAGGGAAGGUGGAAAGAAGCAAUAAGAUGUGAACUUACCACAGACAGCACCUCUGGACAAAUCGGAAAUGCCGCUCUGAUGCAGCUUGCUCUAGACGGGGAAUUGGAUUUAAGUGGUUCUGUACUGAAAUUGAAUUACUGGUUAGAUGAAAAAAGUAGUGUCCCAGCAGAAUCCGAUUUAUCCCCGUUUAUCAAAAUUGAGGCAGGGAAAGGGCAAGACAUGCAGAUAAAAUGUCAGCAUAGUUCAUUUAUACUUGAUCCUUUGACAGAUAAAGAAGCUACUCUUUCUCUUGAUCUGUGCUGCAUUGAUGUUGAGAAAGUGAUUUUAAAAGCAAUUGCUUGCAAUAGGCACACACGUCUUCUUGAUAUUCAGAGACAACUGUGCAAAAAUGUGCAAAUUUCCCAGUCACCCGAAGAUGUUAUCCUGAAACGAGAUGUAAACUUAGCGAAGGCACCACAUAAGAAAGUAGAGAAAACAGGCCUUGCGGAAUUUUGUGGAAAUGAAGUGCUUCAAGUGAGGGCAUAUGGGCAAGCAUAUAUUGGUCUUGGAGUAAACAUCAGGAGUGGUCGUUUCCUCCUACAAUCACCAAAAAAUAUCUUACCCCCUACCGCACUGCUGGAUUGGGAAGAAGCUCUAAAUAAAGGCAGUACCACAGCGACUGAGGUUUUCUCAAGCUUAAGGACAAGGAGCAUCCUCCAUCUACUUGCAGCUAAUGGAAGUUUUUUUGGCCUUAAGGUUUAUGAGCAGUCUCAGGGUACUAUAAAGAUUCCAAAGGCCAUAUUACACGGUUCAGAUUUCAUGGUCAUGGGAUUUCCUCAAUGCGCAAAUGCUUAUUAUCUUUUGAUGCAACUUGAUAAGGACUUCAGGCCUGUUUUUCAUCUUCUUGAGACACAGUCUGAUGCAAGUAAUAAGGUUAACGCAAAUGUUGAUGCUAAAGAAGCCUCAAGGGUAAAUAAGAUUGAUGUUGGGCAGAUGCAAACAAUUAAGUAUGAAAAAGAUACAAAUCUAUUUGAUGCGAAGCUGCACACCCUACAAAGUAUAGAGAACUGUGAUGACAUUAUGGACAAUGGACUUCCUAUUCAGGAUAGGGUUGAUCCUCUUCUGCUGCUGCCUGCUUGUUCACCAUCUUUUUCGUCUAUUGUUGACGAGAUAUUCGAAUGUGAACAUGGUUCUAGUUUGCCUUCUGCUUCUCCAUUGGGCUCUCUUUCACUUGGUCUUCAAGGAGAAAGCACCAGAGCUAUUUCACCGAUGCAGGAUGGAGCCCUAUUGCAUUCCCAAGCUAAUAAUUCCUCAAUAGUUCAUCCUGGUGCCAGUUUGAACAGCUAUUUCCCUACUAGUUUGAGACAUUUGCAGAGUACAAACGCCUUUUCCCCUUCUAACCCUGUAAGAAAUUCAUCUGCUACCAAAUCAUCAAACUCUAAAUCCAAUCAUGACUUGAGCUCAUUGAGCUCUCCAAGUGAGCACGGUAUUGCAGAUGGAAAUAAACCACUUCCGCUCGUCCCUUCAAGCAAGGUUAACAGUAGUCAAAACCCUCCUCAAAGCUCAUAUUCAGGCUGUCUCGAAAAUUCGUUGCCUGCUCAUUUGACUCGGUCUUCACCUACUAUUGAAGGAUUAGGGAAGGUCAUCACCGUUGGCUCUAACUGUGCACCUCGAAAGCGCUCUCUUUCAGAUCUCCUUCCAGAACUCCCUUCACUGCAAGGACUGACAUCCAGUCUGCCAGUUAAGAGAAGAAGAAUAUCAGAAUCAGCGAACAGUUCCCUUCCUUUGCAGGCAUACUCUUCUAGUUUGCAAUCAGGAACCAACCUCGCCCAUGGAAAUAUUCUUGCUGAAAGAAAUGAUUGUGUUCCAGCAACUGUAUAUGCUUCAGUGCUACUGCAUGUCAUAAGGCACUGUUCACUAUGCAUCAAGCAUGCUCAACUGACUGCCCAGAUGGAUUCUCUUGCUAUUCCAUAUGUUGAAGAAGUGGGCAUGCGGUCACCAUCUUCAAAUCUUUGGUUAAGGUUACCUUUCGCUCAAGAUGAUUCUUGGAAGCACAUAUGCUUACGCCUUGGUAAGGCUGGAAGCAUGUCAUGGGACGUUAGGAUAAACGAUCCCCAUUUCAGGGAACUUUGGGAGCUCAAUGGAGGAAGCACCACGACACCAUGGGGUGUUGGUAUACGCAUAGCGAACACGUCUGAGAUGGAUUCACAUAUCUCUUUUGAUGCAGACGGUGUUGCUUUAACUUAUAGCACUGUUGAGACAGAUAGUAUUCAGAAGCUUGAUUCAGAUUUACGGCGGCUUGCUAAUGCACGUGUAUUUGCUCGUGGAAUGAGGAGAUUGAUUGGUGUGAAACUCGAUGAUAAGCUAGAUGACAAUCAGAUAUCCAUGGGGACAAAAUUACAGUCUGUUAAUAAAGGCCAUAGUGAUGCUGCUGACAGGCUAUCUGAACAAAUGGGAAAACCAUUCAGGAUUGAAGCUGUUGGUCUAAUGAGCUUUUGGUUCAGUUAUGGCCAUAUGCCAAUGGUUCACUUUGUUGUUGAAUGGGAAACCGCUAAGAAAGGUUGCACGAUGCAUGUUUCUCCUGACCAGCUUUGGCCACACACCAAGUUUUUGGAGGAUUUCGUGAAUGGUGGUGAGGUAGCUUCAUUCUUGGAUUGUAUUCGGCUAACAGCAGGACCUUUACUUGCUCUCGGGGGUGCAAUUCGCCCAGCACGGAUGCCUGUGACGGUUUCGUCUGGAUACAGCUCAAUGCCAAAGCAAACUAAUCAUGUCCAAUCGCAGGGGCCACUAACAAAUGGUUCAUCUGCAACAACUAUGCAUCAUGCGUCUGCCCCAUCAAAUGCUGCUGCCAAUUUGGGUGGUCAAAAUCUUCACACUGCUGCCAUGCUCUCCGCUGCUGGACGGGGUGGACCUGGACUUGUUCCUAGUUCAUUACUGCCUUUUGAUGUAUCCGUCGUGCUUCGUGGGCCAUACUGGAUACGCAUUAUAUAUCGCAAGAAGUUUUCUGUUGACAUGCGUUGCUUUGCUGGGGAUCAGGUUUGGCUACAGCCGGCAACCCCUCCUAAGGGUGGGCCCUCAGUUGGUGGAUCGUUGCCAUGCCCACAGUUUAGACCUUUCAUAAUGGAGCAUGUUGCUCAGGGUCUAAAUGCUCUUGAACCUGCUUUCAUGAAUGCUACACAGCCUGGUCAACACUUCAAUACCAGUGCUGGAGCUUCACAAUCUGCUUCUGCUCUGAAUCGUUUGAACGUCACUCCUGGAGUUGUUAUGUCCAGGCCAACUUCUGGUGUUGCUAACCAUGUAGCAGCUAGUUUGAGUCGAGCAGGAAAUGCCAUGUUAUCUUCUUCAGGACUUGCUUCAGGGAUUGGUGGACCCUCUGUGCGACUAACACCUGGAACUGGCCUUCCUGUUCAUAUGAAAGGAGAGCUGAACACAGCCUUCAUUGGGCUUGGGGAUGAUGGUGGCUACGGUGGUGGUUGGGUUCCGUUGGCAGCUCUGAAGAAGGUAUUAAGAGGAAUUCUUAAGUACCUUGGAGUUCUAUGGUUGUUUGCCCAGUUGCCUGAACUUCUGAAAGAGAUACUGGGGUCAAUUUUGAAGGACAAUGAAGGUGCUCUUUUGAAUUUGGAUCAAGAGCAGCCUGCACUGCGGUUCUAUGUUGGAGGUUAUGUAUUUGCAGUUAGUGUCCAUCGUGUUCAACUGCUUCUACAAGUUCUGAGUGUUAAGCGAUUUCACCACCAGCAACAGCAACAGCAAGCUCAGAGCAAUGCUCAGGAAGAGCUAACAGCAGCCGAGAUCAACGAGAUAUGUGAUUAUUUCAGCAGGCGUGUUGCCUCUGAACCAUAUGAUGCUUCAAGAGUUGCUUCUUUUAUCACUUUGCUUACAUUACCGAUAUCGGUGCUGCGUGAAUUUUUGAAGCUGAUUACUUGGAAAAAAGGGUUUUCCCAGGCUCACGGUGACAUUGCUACUGCUCAGAGGGCUCGCAUUGAGCUUUGUUUGGAAAAUCACUCAGGAUCAGCUUCAGAUGGUAACACAGAAAGCUCUUUAGCUAAGAGCAAUAUUCAUCAUGAUAGAGCCCACAGUUCAGUAGAGUUUGCUCUCACGUUUGUACUUGACCAUGCUCUCAUUCCUCACAUGAACGUAGCUGGCGGAGCCGCCUGGCUUCCUUAUUGUGUAUCCGUGAGACUGAGGUAUUCUUUUGGAGAAAGUAGCCACAUAUCAUUCCUUGUAAUAAAUGGCAGCCAUGGUGGGAGAGCUUGCUGGUUGCAGCAUGAAGAUUGGGAAAGAUGUAAACAGAAGGUGGCGAGGGCAGUAGAGACAGUAAAUGGGGCUGCUGUUGCAGGAGAACCUGGCCAGGGAAGGUUGCGAAUGGUUGCUGAGAUGAUACAAAAGCAACUCCAACAUUGUCUACAGCAGCUGAGAGACGGACCACUUUCAGCUGGCUCAAUUGCUUCAUGAGAUAACAGUUGGUACAUUAGAGCCAGGUUAGAUAAUUUUGUUGUAAUAGGUCUGUGUUGGCAUAUCACAUUCAUCGCUGCAAAGAGGAAAAGGAAAGAAAUGCAAACCUGACUAUUUGGCACUUA